Raphanus sativus (radish) is the source of this 861-nucleotide messenger RNA. RefSeq lists its product as uncharacterized. The record is from RefSeq and is a predicted model, not a curated record. The transcript has 3 exons. Gene Ontology annotation, cellular component: endoplasmic reticulum membrane. The coding region runs from base 195 to 662 and encodes 155 amino acids. Gene Ontology annotation, biological process: negative regulation of ceramide biosynthetic process; intracellular sphingolipid homeostasis; ceramide metabolic process. NCBI's taxonomy places the organism in Eukaryota, Viridiplantae, Streptophyta, Magnoliopsida, Brassicales, Brassicaceae.
UCCUCCUGCUCCUCCUUCCUUCUCUGAAUAGAGAGAGAGAGAGAGAGAGAGAGAGAGAGAGAGAAAGAAAUCAGACAACGAAGGAAGGAAGGAAGGGGGAAAAUUGAUAGAAAAGAUAAGAAGGAAAGGAUCGUAAAAAUCGGAGAGAGAGAUAGAGAUAGAUCAGAUCAGAUCUGUCGGUUGCGUGGGUUGGAAUGAUGUACGUGAGAGCGUUGCCGACGACGGACGUGAAUCGGAACACGGAGUGGUUCACGUAUCCAGGGGUGUGGACGACUUACAUCCUCAUCCUAUUCUUCUCAUGGCUCCUCGUUCUCUCCAUCUUCAAUUGUUCCCCUGGCAUGGCCUGGACCAUCGUCCACCUCGCCCAUUUCGCCGUUACGUAUCAUUUGUUUCACUGGAAGAAGGGAACACCGUUUGGGGAUGACCAGGGGGUCUACAAUAGGCUGACUUGGUGGGAACAGAUUGACAACGGCAAGCAACUCACUCGCAAUCGCAAGUUCCUCACUCUUGUUCCCGUUGUCUUGUACUUGAUAGCAUCGCACACUACAGACUAUCAAAAUCCCAUGCUGUUUCUGAACACGCUUGCUGUAUUUAUAAUGGUUGUUGCAAAGUUCCCGCACAUGCACAAGGUUCGCAUCUUUGGAAUCAAUGCCGAACAGUGAAAGCACCUUGAGCUAUGAGAUUUGUUGUGGUAAAUCAAUCUGAUCAUGAAUCCUUGAAGUAGAAAAUACAUAUGCCACUUUCGUCUUCUUCUUCUUUUCCUUAGAUUUUUCUUUUCCUUAUUUAUGUAAAAACCAAAUAAGUCAUUCAAGAGUGGGUUUGUAAGUCUGAACCCGUGAUUUAGUGAUUUUUCUUCAAAAA